Messenger RNA from Diorhabda carinulata, 907 nucleotides. RefSeq names its product phosphatidylinositol N-acetylglucosaminyltransferase subunit P-like. Gene Ontology annotation, cellular component: EKC/KEOPS complex. The record is from RefSeq and is a predicted model, not a curated record. The coding region runs from base 125 to 406 and encodes 93 amino acids. The transcript is spliced from 3 exons. Gene Ontology annotation, biological process: GPI anchor biosynthetic process. Gene Ontology annotation, molecular function: phosphatidylinositol N-acetylglucosaminyltransferase activity. NCBI's taxonomy places the organism in Eukaryota, Metazoa, Arthropoda, Insecta, Coleoptera, Chrysomelidae.
AAAAAAGAAGAAUUAUUAAGGUUAUUUCUUCUGACUAUUUAUUUUCCAUUGUGAUUAUUUUAUAUAUUUUCUAUUGUGACUAUUCUUUUUUUACUCCAAGUUGUUAAUAGCGUAUAUAAAUGAGAUGAGUGAGAAUCAGUAUAAAAUUGAAAUUGAAAUACCUUUCGAGACAAAAAGACUUGCAGAAAUUGCUUAUAAUGUGUUAGAAGUUGACAAAGAACCAAAAAGAAGUGGAGUUACUAAAAUUUUAUACCAGAAAGACACCAUUUUAAUAGCGAACUUUUCAGCUAAAUUGGCAAAACAAUUAAGGGUAGCUUUAACCAAUUUUUUUGAAAAACUUGACCUAAUAUCUGGAACAAUUGAAAUGUUAGGACCACCGGUUAGCAAAGAGUACAAUCACUAUUAAAUAAAUGCCUGAACACACCCCAACCCCAACUCCCAGUAGAGCCGUCUAUGGAUUUGUUAUGUACCUAUCCUUUAGGAUAUUUUUCAUUAUAUAUCUUAUUUGGGCUGUCGUACCGGAAAGCUAUUUUAGAUUAAUGGGAAUAACAUUUCUACCUCAAAGACAUUGGGCUAUAACUGUACCAAUUUAUUUACUUACAGUGCUCACCAUAGUUGCUUUUGUUAUUUAUCCUAGUUUAGGACUGUGUAUGACACCAGCUAUAGAUGAUAUAAGGACUAUCAGGGAUGAAAUUGGGGGUAAAAGAAGAAAAAAUGGUAUUAGUUUAAGAGAUACAAAAAAGGAUUCUAGUUGUAUAUGUAAAGAUAAGGGUAAUUGUUGCAAAGAAUUGUAUGAAAGUAUUCAACAUACUUUUGCCAAUAAUGCUAUUCCAGUGUUGAGAGAUUUAGAUAUUUCAGAUGUAUCAGAACUGUUGUAUUUGGAUAAUAAAAUGAAUUGUUAAUGUUA